Nicotiana attenuata is the source of this 2502-nucleotide messenger RNA. RefSeq names its product pentatricopeptide repeat-containing protein At3g49710. Bases 107 to 2269 code for a protein of 720 amino acids. Gene Ontology annotation, molecular function: protein binding; zinc ion binding; RNA binding. The record is from RefSeq and is a predicted model, not a curated record. Gene Ontology annotation, biological process: RNA modification. The transcript has a single exon. Lineage: Eukaryota; Viridiplantae; Streptophyta; Magnoliopsida; Solanales; Solanaceae.
AUAGAGAGGUUUGACUGCAGUUGUUAAUGAAAUUCAAAUGGGUACAAGUGAAGGGCAAGAACAAGAGUUGAUGAUGUCAAACGCAAUAGUGCCACUGUCCCUUUAGAUGAACCAACAAACAUUGGUGGAGUGCCUCCAACACUUCCGCCACAUUUUGAAAACAUGCAUAGCCCAGAGAGACCUCUUAACUGGCAAAUCUCUGCACACCCUUUACGUAAAAUCACUCAUUCCAUCAUCUACGUACCUCUCCAACCAUUUCAUCCUUCUCUACUCCAAGUGUGGCCUCCUUAGCACUGCUCGCAGGGCUUUCGAAGCCACGCCUGCACCCAAUGUCUUCUCAUUCAAUGCUAUCCUCAAUGCCUAUACUAAAGAGUCUCAGCUCCACCUUGCCCACCAACUGUUUGAUAAAAUUCCCCAACCAGAUAUUGUUUCUUACAACACCCUUAUCUCCGCUUACGCUGAUCUUGGCCACACCCUGCCUGCUUUUCGACUCUUUCUCGACUUGAGGGAGAUGGGUCGUGGCAUGGAUGGGUUUACUCUUUCCGCUGCUAUUACUGCUGCUAAUGACAAUGUUGAUUUCAUCACUCAGCUUCAUUCCUUGUCUAUUUCAGCUGGGCUUAUCUCUUAUGCUUCUGUUAACAACACUCUCAUAACGUACUAUAGCAAAAAUGGACUUCUAGAUUAUGCUCAAGGGGUGUUCGCAUCAAUGGGUGAGAUAAAAGACGAAGUUUCUUGGAACACGAUGAUUGUUGCUUAUGGGCAGCAUAGGGAAGGGACAAAGGCGUUGGCUUUGUAUAAAGAAAUGGAACAUAGGGACUUAAAUUUAGACAUGUUUACUAUGGCCAGUGUGUUGACAGCGCUUACGUCCAUGGAAGACUUGCGCGGUGGGCUUCAAUUUCAUGCUCGGUUAAUCAAAAUGGGUUUUCACGAAAAUCCACACGUUGGAAGUGGUCUGAUUGAUCUGUACUCAAAAUGUAGUGGUGGCAUAUCAGAUUGCAAAAAAGUCUUUCAGGAAAUUCCUUAUCCAGACUUGGUCCUUUGGAACACAAUGAUUUCUGGAUAUUCGCAGUCUGAGUUGUGUGAAGAAGCUGUUGCUUGUUUUAGACAAAUGCAGCUUGCCGGCCAUCGACCUGAUGAUUGCAGCUUUGUUUGCGUGAUUGGUGCAUCUUCCAACUUGUCAUCACCGUCUCAAGGGAAACAAAUUCACUCUUUGACAGUCAAGUCUAGCAUUACGUCCAACCGAAUCUCAGUGAGCAAUGCUCUCAUUGCAAUGUAUUCGAAAUGUGGAAGUCUGCAUGAUGCAAGACUACUUUUUGAUAGAAUGCCUGAGCAUAAUGCUGUCACUUUAAAUUCUAUGAUUGCAGGCUAUGCACAACAUGGGCAUGGAGCGGAGUCGCUGCUACUAUUUGAAUGGAUGCUUGAAAGAAAUCUGACACCUACAAAUAUAACAUUCAUCUCUGUCCUAUCUGCAUGUGCACACACUGGAAAAGUCGAGGAAGGGAAGAAGUAUUUUGGUUUAAUGACUGACAAAUUUGGGAUAAAACCAGAGGUUGAGCACUAUUCAUGCAUGAUUGACCUUUUGGGUCGAGCAGGAAAGCUCGAGGAAGCAGAGAGACUAAUCGAAACAAUGCCAUAUAAUCCCGGUACAAUUGGCUGGGGCUCGUUACUUAGGGCAUGUCGAACUCAUGGUAAUAUAGAGUUAGCAACAAAGGCAGCUAACCAGUGUGUUCAGCUGGAUCCUUCAAAUGCGGCACCGUAUAUCAUGCUUGUACACAUGAAAGCUUGUCUUGGCAGAUGGGAAGAGGUAGCAGCUAUUAGAAAACAAAUGCGAGACAAGGGAGUCAGAAAGCAAGUGGGUUGCAGUUGGAUUGAGGUGGACAAAAGAGUUCAUGUCUUUGUGGCAGAAGAUAGUUCUCAUCCGAUGAUAAAUGAGGUGUAUAAAUUCUGGGAAGAGAUGUCAAAGAAGAUGAAGCAAGCAGGGCAUUCUCCAGAUUUGAGGUGGUCUCUGAUUAGAGAUGAUGGAACUAGGCAGGAGGAGAAAGAGAGAAGCUUAUGGCAUCAUAGUGAAAAGUUGGCAGUUGCUUUCGGGCUUUUAUCGACUAAAGACAGCGAACCUAUUCUUAUCAUAAAGAAUUUGAGAAUAUGUGGUGACUGUCAUAAUGCAAUAAAAUUUCUAUCUGGUAUGACAGGAAGAGUGAUUACAGUAAGGGAUUGCCACAGGUUUCAUUGCUUCAAGGGUGGGGCAUGUUCUUGUGGGGAUUACUGGUGAUAGCUGAUAAGUUUUGCAAUCAGAAUGCUGGUCUGAUCCCAGCCAAUUCAUGUGAUUGCCAUGGGCUAUGGAGAGUGAAGUUGUGAAUGCUAUACAGUGUACUUAGAGUUAGCACGAUGAAGUGCAAUUUUUUAUUUGUUAGCAACAGAAAGAUGGGCCUAAUAUUUUUGUUUAACCAAGUGAAAUUUUAAGGAAAAAUGAAUGAAGUACUUGAAAGAGUGCACUGCAUGUAG